AUGAAUACCAUAGCCAGAACCACCACUCUCCGCCGUCUAAACCACCGUUACCCCGCUUACGAACACCUCAACCAAACCUCCACCCAGAGUCGUGGAUGGCGAGCCUUUUCUACCCGAAGAACCAUCACCACCGCUUUUGGCAGAGUAAAGUCUCAAAACAAUGAUACAACCAUGUCUCCGGUUUGUGACAAGCGAGAUCGUGUUAGGGCAAGAAGUCGACAUGUAUUUCUUCAAGGAUACAAGCUUUCAAUGUAUACAACUAAUGGGAAGUUGAGGUCGGAAAUUAAGCUUAAGAAAGCCAUGGUUAAGGUAAAAACAAUGGUGGUUUCGGUUCUUUCUUUCAUGCGUGCUGCUUCAUUGAAGAGAUGCAACUCUAAAUCCGCCAUUGCAGCUUCUUCUCCUCAUCCAAUUCAUCGGUGCUUUUGA
Lactuca virosa is the source of this 426-nucleotide messenger RNA. Lineage: Eukaryota; Viridiplantae; Streptophyta; Magnoliopsida; Asterales; Asteraceae. The record is from the annotation of a GenBank genome assembly.